Molecule: messenger RNA, 1770 nt
Organism: Symbiodinium sp. CCMP2592
Lineage: Eukaryota; Dinophyceae; Suessiales; Symbiodiniaceae
Source: the annotation of a GenBank genome assembly
AUGGCAGAGAUGUUGCGCCGGAAGCAGUAUGUGGGCCUCUUCCUCUUGCUGCUUGUUGCUUGCUUGGCCCCGGGCGCAGAGGCUGCAAUCACCUGCGUGAAGGAGGAGUUCUACGAGUGGAUCUCCGAGGACGACUGCGACAUGACACGAGGAAAGGCUGAGCAGAUCUUCCAAAAGGUCGACGGCGACGGCGACGGGAAGUUGUCUUUCGGCGAGUUCGUGAAAUGCUGCAAAGACUUCAUGGGCGUCCAGCUUCUUGAACCUAAGCAAGAAGAGCCGGCUCCGCCUGCCCCAGCUCCCCCUGCAGAGCAGGCUGAACAGCUCGAACAGACCAUCCAGCCGGUCCAGCCCCAAAAGGCUGUUGUUGAGGAAGUCUGUGCACCGGUGAAAGAAGCGAUUGUGCCGAGGAAGAAGGCAGCGGACAACGCGCCCCGGAAGACCUCUACAACGGAGGGUGCCAUUGUCUCCCGGCGCCGGGCAGGCAGCCUUCCGAACCUGCUCACCAGGCGUUCUACGGGCGGCAAAGCCGGCACGAUGAGCUCAACCAUCAGCAGUGUUCAGGAGCCCGAAAUUCCUGGAGCGCACAAAUCGCGCAUGGCGCCAUCGCUGCCGACACCAGGACCCGGAGCAUACAACAACACCGUGUCGGAGAAGGUGCCUGGUGGUAGCUACUUCGGAACCGGCCACAUCACGGUUGGAAUUGACAACAAUGACACAGCCGUGGGAUUUGCGCAGGAGAAGACUUCCUUCAUCAAGUACGACCUGAACCGCAACGGCACGCUCGACUUCCAGGAGCUGUGCAAGUUGCUCCGUCGUGGAGAUCCGAACUUGACGGACAUGGAAGUGCAAGCAUUGUUCGAUGCCCUUGACAAAGACAAGGACGGGAAUGUGGGAUUUAACGAGCUGUCGGAGUACUUGCACCCACCUGGCGCAACUUUCGAGCACUCUACCUGGCGAAAGAAGCUGCGCACCGCUUUCAACCUCUCGUGCCCUGGUCCUGCAGACUACGUUGGCAAUGACAAGGCCUUGGCGGGCAAGCGCAACGCUCCCCGGGCAGUGAUCCCAAGCCAGCGGAGAAUGACCGACCACGGCGUGAACAGCCUCUCCCCUGGCCCGGCUGCCUACAAGGGAAACCACACGGCCAGCGCCUUCCACAAGAACGCCUACUCGGCAACCUUCGGCACUGCCCCGAAGGGCAUGGGCUCGCGCUCCGAGUCUCCAGGGCCUGGAUCGUAUGCGCAGAAUUUCUCAGUUCUCGCCCAUCAAAAGCAGGGCCCGCGAGCCACAAUUGGAGCUGCAAGGCGGGCGCUCUGCUAUGAGGGCCAUUUGGAGUCAUCACCGGGCCCUGCCACCUACUGCACACACGUCCAGCACAAGGUGAAGGGCGGGAACUACUUCGGCGUGCCGGGACGCAUGUCAUUGCCCGACCUCCCCUAUGAGAAGCGGCAGUUCGCCAGCUGCGACUCGAACAAGGAUGGAACCUUGGGCGUGGAUGAGGUUUACAGCAUUUUAUGCAAGGCAGACCCUAAGAUCUCCGCAGCGGAAGCAAAGCAGAUCUUCGACUCGUGUGAUCGCGACGGUGAUGGCAAGAUCAACUUCGACGAGUUGAGGGACUACCUCCACCCAGUGAGUGCCAACGAGAACACGGCCUACAGAAAAGUGAUGAGAGAUGGCUUCUCCAUCAAGUCCCCUGGCCCACUCGACUACGAUACCAUUGCGCCGCGCACCUCGAAAAUCCGAGGCGGUUCAAUUGGCCGGGCUCGUCGUUGA